Capsicum annuum is the source of this 1869-nucleotide messenger RNA. RefSeq lists its product as uncharacterized. NCBI's taxonomy places the organism in Eukaryota, Viridiplantae, Streptophyta, Magnoliopsida, Solanales, Solanaceae. The record is from RefSeq and is a predicted model, not a curated record. The transcript has 9 exons. The coding region runs from base 426 to 1412 and encodes 328 amino acids.
UGCCAUGGAAAAGCAAGAGAUAUUUUUUUUCACAUCUUCUUUUGCCUUUCACGUAAUCAAUCAUUGUUUGCUUUUCUCCUUGUGGUGUGGGUUCCCUUCCAUUCUACAUCCGCCACUGGUUUUUUCUACAUCAAAUCUGCGAUUUAUGCCAAUUCAAAUUUGCUAGUUGGAGUAAUCUCUACGCCUUGUUCAUUGCUCGUCGGAAGAUAUCAGGGACUGUUGUAAAAAAAUUUGGCAACAGAUUAGCAUCACAUAUCUACAUGACUGCACGUUUCUCAGGGCACGCACGUAGUUCUCUCCCUCGGCUCUCUUCUCUCUGCGUCUCUCUCUCUCUCAAAAUUGGCCGUGAUGGCUGCAUCUCUCUCUUUCAAAAAGUGGUAACGAUGUCAAUUUCACUGAUUCGAGGUGGUUAGUAAAGAAAAUCAAUGGCAUCAAAAGGUCAUGGUAAUGGACGGCGUAAGAAAGGACCUGAUAAUCUUCCCGCAGGUCAAUAUACAACACCACCACCACCACCUAUUACCACAACUAUUCUACCAGCUACUACAAAUAUUAUUCCUCGUCCAAGGGCAACUAUUUCACUACCAAAUGCAUUUUUCAUACCCCCACCACCCUACCAGUUCCAGCCCUCUUCUCCCCAUAAUAGUCUGCAUAGUAGCUUUUCAUCUGUACCUUCAACACCAUCCACACCUAGCCUUUCUGGAUUGAGAAUUGGAGGUCCCAGCACAUCAACAUCGCCCUCCGUUGAUAGUGCUGCAGCGUCUAAUGCUACAACAGCUGUUUCUCAGAUUCCAAAAUUUAAAGAGGUAGUAGAAUAUGACGGCAACGGGAGGCUAAGUAUUGCCCCUGAUGGUAAUGGGUUUAUUCUCACAUAUAGCGGCGGACAUAUGGUUAUAGAAGCGAUUAAACCAAUUUACAUGGAGCCGUGGGGUAGUUGGAAUGAGAUUCGAUGCGACAUUAGAGUGCUUAUGUGGAAUCAGUUUGUGACAAAUUGUGCUUGGAAUUCUUGUCAUGAUAAUGAAAUACAACACAUUUUCAAGUUCAAAGCAGCUCAACGGAUCAAAGAACACUUGUAUGAGGCCCGGAGGAACUUGGAAAAACCUGGUUGGUUGAAUGCUAAUGUGUGGGUUCAGUUCUUGGAAAAAUGGGAUACUCCUGAAUAUAGGGCAAAGAGGGAACUGGCAAAGAAAAAUAGAGCAUCUCAAAUGGGUGGCUCGUUGCACACUGGAGGUUCGAUGAGUUUCGCUACCCAUCGACAAAGACUGGAAUAUGAAAAUGGGGGAAAAGAGCGCCCUUUUAUUGAUGUCUACGAAGAGACGCAUAGGAAGAAAAACAAGGACGGUACAAGAGAAGAUUGGGUAGAAAUGCAUGCUAAGAAUGCAUAUGAAGAAUUUCAAAAAAGUAUAGAAGAGUAGAGUUAAACCCAACCUACUUCAGAGGAUGGUACCAUGGUCCAACCAUAACCCGCAGAGCUGAAUAAUAUGUGGACAACUGUGGUAGGUGGUCCAAAGAAAGGUAGAACCUACGGGACAGGGGAUCUCCAAUCCUCGAGUAGUCCUUCAUUGUUUCUCAGUUCCUCUUCUACUUUGCAAACUAUGGAAGAAAUGGAAGCAAUGAAAAAGAAAAUUGUGGAAUUGAUGCAGAAAUGUGCUGCUAACGAUGCUAAGUUUGCUAAAUUUGAUAAAUUGGAGGAGUUGGUUAAGAAGCACAUGCCGUAAGUAUUUCAUGACGAGGAAGAUAAUGAAUCUGAUGAUAAUUAGAAUGUAGUUAUUGUUCUUGUUUUUGGUUGUGACAUUUAGAUAUUUAAACUAUUUGAUUUGAUGUUUGUUUUGAACGGUUUAAAGUGGUUGUAUUUAUAAAUUUUUAUCGUGU